Messenger RNA from Pelobates fuscus (common spadefoot toad), 3551 nucleotides. RefSeq names its product transmembrane protein 67 (gene TMEM67). Bases 1 to 3009 code for a protein of 1002 amino acids. The record is from RefSeq and is a predicted model, not a curated record. Gene Ontology annotation, cellular component: MKS complex; ciliary transition zone. Gene Ontology annotation, biological process: cilium assembly. Lineage: Eukaryota; Metazoa; Chordata; Amphibia; Anura; Pelobatidae. The transcript has 28 exons.
AUGGUGGGCACCAGGUGCAUUGUGGGAGUCCGUGCCAUGGAGACGGGGAAGCCUGUGUUGUUCGCGGUGUCCCCGGUGCGGGAGCUGGGGCACGGGAUCUCCCUCGUGUCAUUCUUGCUGUGCAUCACGUGCCCCGGACACAGCUUCUCCAUCCCCUUCCAGCGGCCCGGGGACUGCGGCCUCCGGCAAUACUAUGACCGAGCCAGCCUGUCCUGCGAGCAGUGCCCGGACACCAUGCAGCCCGGCCCGGGGGGUACUUCAUGUGUGUGUCUUCCUGGAUACAAGUUAAUGUCUAGUCAUGGCCCUGUGGGGACCUGUCAAAAGUGCCCUGAGAAUAUGGGUGUUACGUCAGAUGGCUGGGAUUGUAUUCACUGUCCCAGUGGACUAACCCUCAGUGGAAACUGCCAGUGCUCACCAGGAUACAUUUUAAUUGAAAGAGAUUUUAAUGGUACCUUGCUAAAUAAGGCUGUGUGUGUUGAUUGUGACGAGAACGAGCCAUCUUUCACAUCCUCCAAUGCAUUUGGACACAGGUGUGAAAGAUGCCAUGACACCUUUAUCAACAGGAGUAACUCCUGCAGCUGUCAACAACCAAAUAUUUUGGCUGGAGGCAUAUGUUUCAGCAGAGCAAACAAUUUUCUCUCUAGAGUUCUCCCUACUAUUCGAUUUGGACACUUGGGUGUAAUGUUGAGAUCCGAAUGGCUUUCUCUUCAUUUACAGGCAUCAGCGGCAGCUUGUUUGCUGUACUCCAAUCAAACAGCGUGCCAGGCUUUGGGGAACAUGUGUGUGAUGAAUAUGCAUUCCUUGGGGUCCCCAGAUUCAGACGCAUGCUUUAUCUUCCGCUAUAUAUUCACAAACACAGCCAGACUGGGAUCUCUUCAUUCCAUUGCUUUCUGGAGACCCAAUCUACCAUGGCUUUAUUAUGAUGAUCAACCAGGCUUAGCAUCUCGAGUUCUUACAACUUCUCCAUUUCCUUCAAGCUUCUCUUUUAAAUCAAGGGAACAGGAACACAGCUCAAAGCUUCCAUUCGUAGCAGCUCUAUAUGAUGUGCGAGGGAAUUUCUUGAAAUGGCACACUUUGGAUGGAGGUCUACUACAGCUUUGUCCUGACAUUGUGACACGGUUGGAUGCUGCAUACACAUUUGGCACAACAUAUGAGCAAAAUUGUGAUUUGUCCUUGGCCAAGAUUCUUGCGGAUUACCCGGAGCCCGUAUUUUAUGAUGUGUACCUUUCUCACCCAGGGAGUGAUGGACACAGGCACAUUUGGCCGGUUCCAGUUCUAAAUCUAAACCUCCGGUAUAAUGAAUUGUUUGUGAAUCAAGGAAACAAUAUUAAUAACUGGCUAUUAACUCGUCGCAUAUUCCUGGUUGAUACUCUAAGCGGGAGAGAAACUACUCUGACUAACCUUCCCAGAGUCAUUAGAAUUGCUAGCAAAAUCACAAUAAGCAUCUGUCUUGUGCCCAACACUUACAAAGGACUAAUCUAUCCACCUCUGAUGACUGUUGAGUACACAGAUGUACAAAUUCAAAAUCCAAACACCCAGACUGUAAAGGUUUCAUUUUCAGUAAAUUAUGAAAUGAGACAAUCUGAUUCUCUCGUUCAGACUAAUGUGGCAGUUGGAGUGCUGGGGGCGCUGGCAGUUCUUUGGUCAAUUCUGAAAACUGCAGCUUGGAAAAGGAGAAUAGGAAGCCCAUUUGUAGAUUUGACGACCGUCAUCCACUUCUUGAUAUUUUACGCCGGAGCCUUGGCUAACGUAUUUAUUGUUGUGACAGUUGGUUCUGCAUUUUAUUGGCUUAUCUUAUUCAAAGGGCAGCAGUAUGUCUCUGUUUUCCUGCCUUUACCAGUGGAGGAAGAAAACUUUGUUACUUAUGUCGGUUGUGCUUUUGGUCUAAAGGCUCUGCAUUUUCUAUACAAACUUGUCUCACAGCUCUCAAUAGACAUCUUCUUUAUUGACUGGGAAAGACCUAAAGGCAAAACUAUAAAAUCUGAUGAUGGCCUGAAGAGCGAUCUUGCACCUGUGAGCAUUUGGAGGACUUACUUUGUGGGAAAUGAAUGGAACGAAAUUCAGACUGUGCGAAAAACCAAUCCGCUCUUUCAAGUCAUCGCUGUGCUAUUCUUAUUAGAGAUCGCUGGUUUUAAAAACCUAGCAUUAAUGGACCCCUCAUCUAGUCUCUUAAAAAGUGAGGAUGAUUACAUAGCACCAUGGAGUCAGACACUAAGAUAUGGAGUGGUUACCGCACUCUGGCUCGCCAUUGGAUUAUUGCAGGCUUUGUUCUUUUCUGUAGUUUAUGAAAGAUUUGUAGAAGACAAAAUCAGACAGUUUGUUGAUUUAUGUUCCAUGAGCAAUAUAUCUGUCUUCAUAUUGUCACACAGAUGUUAUGGAUAUUAUAUUCACGGUCGCUCUGUGCACGGCCACGCAGAUACCAACAUGGAAGAAAUUAAUAUGAAUUUAAAGAGAGAGGCGGAGAAUAUGUGCAGUCAACGAGGUUUACAACCCAAUAAUGAUAUCCAGACGUUCCAGAUUUCAAUUUGUAACAGAAUGAGAAUACAGUUCGACCGCGUGCAUGCCAAUAUAACAAAGAGGAACGGCCCUUCUAGGUUUUUGCAAUCAUCUUCAACUACUUCUGAACAGAGCACAAAGGCAUACCAUACCAUGAAUAAAUUCCUUAGCUCCUUUAUUGAUCAUGCGUUUAAGGAUAUGGACUACUUUGUAAAAGAUAAAUUAUUUCUGGAACGAAUGCUCAGCAUGGAAUUUAUGGAACCUAUGGAUAAAAGCAUCUUCUAUAAUGAUCUGAAACAUUCUUUCAGCAAUGUUCUGUUCUAUGGGAAUGAGUCAACUCUUCUUGUCUUUGACAUGCUGUUUUUCUGUGUAGUUGAUAUUGCAGCGCAAAAUUUUGUUUUGGCAGCGAUACUCACAUAUCUUCAAAGUGAGUGUUUCCGGCUCAUCCGUGCCACGGCAGGGCAGAAGAAUUUGGCAUCAAAAACUCUAAUAGACAAACGGUUCCUUAUUUAGAAAGACAGAUGUUGUAUACCAGCCCCAGCCAUUGGACCAGUGUUCAGGACAUUUUGUAAAUGUUCUUUUUGUAUUUAAAAUUAGAAUAGUUUUGUUAAUUAUAUGGAAAUGUAUUUUUGGAAGCAAAAUACACUUUGAUUGUUCAAUCUUUAAUUUUUUGAAGGUUAGGUGCGGAUAUUGUCACAUACAUUUUGUUUAUUUUUGACUUGCUGAAGUAGAAUUUACAAUGUUUUUCUACAAUUUCAAGGGACUGACUUGUGCAUAACAUGGCAACGUUCUGUUGUCUUAAUCUGCUAUAAUUCUCUAUAAACCGCUAUAAAAAAAACUCAUCCCUACCUUUAUUAUAGGACAGGUCCGUCAGCCAUUUACAUACACCUUGGGUCAGACAGUGUUUGAAAACGUCUAUAUAGUCUCUAUGGUAUUUGCUGCUUCACUCCCUGCACAGCACAGUGACGUUAUCAGACUGACUAACUGUUACAUUCAAACACUGUCUGACCCAAGGUGUAUGUAUAUGGCUAAAGGAUCCUGUCAUAUAAUAAAAA